UGUAUCUGGUGAGAUGUCGCUCUGAUAUAUACCCCUAGUUUCCUCGCAUAGCCCCUUGGUUUGCCUCGCUGAUGCAGAUGGGUUUUUUCUUGAUGUGGCGUGGACGGGUUUAUAACGACUGCAUGAUUUUCCUUUUCUCCGCCAAUAGACAUGUCUAUCCAGAAAAAAGAAGGGCUGUGGAAUUUUUGGUCGGCGGCUGGCGUGCACGCUUUAUUUGAACGAAGUUGGAGAUGCGGAGUCCGGAGGAUGGUGAUGAGCAUGAUACAACAACGCCUUAUGAUGGAGUUGAGUUCAGGUCAAAUGAUGGGAACUACUGUACUCCCAGAUGAUUUUGGGCCAGUUGUGGUGCAGCAGAUCCGCCCAUCAUGGCUGGUUAUUCUAUGUCUGUUUCUUUUCUUCUUGUUUCCUUUUUGCACCAUCACACACAAACACAAACCUUCGUUUCAACACAAAUCACACAUAUUUUUCCUAUACUCUCACUAUCAUAUUAAUGACGAGAUACGGCGGAUUGCAAAAUAGGGUGGUCAUCAAAAUCAAGGCAUGGUUUAGGGUGGGAUGAAUAUUCAUUUAUUUGUUGAUCUAUUUCAGGCACGACUUGAUAAAAAAGCAUGUUUGGGCAAUAUCAUUAUAUUUAUAAAAUGAUGGGCUUCCAUU
Molecule: messenger RNA, 654 nt
Organism: Aspergillus eucalypticola CBS 122712
Lineage: Eukaryota; Fungi; Ascomycota; Eurotiomycetes; Eurotiales; Aspergillaceae
Exons: 1
Coding region: 151-519 (122 amino acids)
Source: RefSeq, a predicted model, not a curated record